AGUCAGCGAAACUACACCCGACACUGGCCUAGCGGAGUGGUCCGAUAGCGCGUUUGCAUUCCGCUGACGCUCACAGCUCACAGCACGACAGUCAGUGCAUGACACUCGCAACCCGCGGUUGUUUGCGCACAAGCGCGGCGAUGUCGCGACUUCUAGCCUUUUUAGCGCUUUGCGCAUUGAAUGGUUUCGCUACAGCCGAAAAUCAAGCUUUGUGCAAUAUAACUUAUUGUGUGUGCAUACCAGCGAAACACCCUUCCCAAAUCAGCGUCAACUGCACCGUUCCUGAGGACAAGGCACUUAACCUCACCGAAGAUGACCUCCCGGUAAAUACCGAUACCCUGAUUAUAUCUGGAGCCCAGGCUGUCAAGAUUGAAGUGAGCACGCUGAGUAAACUUAAGGACAUCCGAUAUAUUCAUAUUUUUCGCGUCGACUACGUCACAAUCAAAAGCUUCGCAGCCGUGAAUCUGAACAUCGUUAACCUCUACUUGGACGUCGAGAGAUGUGUGUCCGUGGAAAUUGAACCAAAGGCCUUUAACAAAAUUAAAGGGCCAUUAUCUGUAGGCAUACGAGACGUAAAAAUGGUAACUUUGGGAGCAGAAGCGUUCUCAUGGCUCCUUUCUGUGGAUAUUGAAAACGUAAAUAAAUUGACACUGGGAACCGCCGCAUUCAUGCUGGACCCGACCGCAGCAAAUGUAGGAGAGCAUGGACCAGGGAUGUCGAUUCGCUUAAGAAACAUUCAUAAUACCGAAUUUCCGGAUCAGGUGUUUGGAUCAUCGGCUGCCUUGAUUUCUUUAGAACAAGUCGUAGUUGGGACUGUGCACGCCGGAGCCUUUUCAGCCAAUACCUAUAAUAUUGUUAUGGCAAUCAAUUGUACGUUUGUUCGGAUUAGAGGAUACUCUUUUGCGUCUAAAUCCCUCAUAAACAAUUUGCACCUUACGGGUUGCCGAGUUAAACAUCUCGAAUCCAAUGCAAUUCAAUCAGCAGUCGCGAAACUUAAAGUUGUGAAAACCAGAUUUGAAAAAAUAGAGACCGGUGCGAUAAACGCCACUGUCGUUGCAGUCGUUAUAGUCGAUUGUGUUUUCCGUAUAUUUAACGAGAGAGGCUUUGAACUAUCUUCAUGGAAUAAACUUCAAAUGGAACGGAAUUCGUUUGAUGAGCUGGCCCCCAAUGCCAUCGUCGCUCCAGGUGGAUCUAUCCAUGAAUUACUAUUUGUGGAUAAUGAAAUAGAAAAGAUUAAUUCUGGUAGCAUUGGAUUCAUUGGUAAAGCAUAUGCUACUAACGCAGAUAAUGUUAUUUAUAAAAGUAAUUAUUUUGGACAACCGUGCCAUUGUAAUUUAACAUCAUGGUUGGCUAAAGGAUUAAAUGCUAAUUCAGGGGAACCUUUCGAAAAUGAAAGUUACUGUACUGUUGAUGAGUUUUUUGCUCGCUGUUUUAAUGUUCCUGAGCAGAAUAUGAUUUUUAAAAAGUUUUACGACAACGUGUGCACUGACAAUUUAAGUAUUCAAUGUGAAACAUAUAAAAGCAAAGGACUAGGAGCCAAAACUGAAAUAAAAAAUCCAAGGUUCCCUCAUAAGAAAGAAGAUGACGAAGGAAUAAGUGAUAGAGAUAAAAAGGUUAUUGGUAUAGUUAUUGUAACAGCUUUAGGAUGCGUAAUUAUUGUUAUGUUCAUAAGUUUUAUUAGAUGGAUGAGACACAGGGGUUACUGUGUUAACAUAAAGAAUUUUAUAUCUUCAAAUUCAUCGUGUGGCACCAUUUGCGACCGACUGUGUAUUUGCAGAACUAACAACGGACUAGAUAAUGCUAGGUCUAUUUCACAAUUAUCUGUCAACGAGUACUCAGAACGUCAUUGCUUGAAUGAGCCUCGUGUUCAAGAAGUUAUUCAGGAAACUGCUAUACCCAACGUCUAUACUGAAGAUAUUGUAGCGACGGAAAACAAAACAACCCAAACGUUGCCGGAAGAACUUACCAAAGAGUUGUUAGAAAAUUUGAAAGAAAAGCUUGAGGACCCAGAAAAUUACGUUGAGGCUCGUGAAAUGAUAGAGCAUUUGUAUGAACUUAUUAAAGUAGAAGAAAACUGUAACAAUAAUUCUCCAACACUGCUUAGCAUUGAAGAAAAUAUCUAUGAAUUGCCUUUCCAAAAUACAACUCCAAGAAUUGGAAAGAAUAAAAAGCAAAUGAUAAGCGUUGGAACUCGAACUCCAUCUCUGGAUAAACUGAUGCCAUUAUCGCCUUACAACAGGCAAACUGCGCUGGCACAUGAAUAUUUUGAACCUAAAGAUUUUGCUGUUCAUCUUUACGCAGAAAUAGCCAAUUGCGACAAAGAGAAAAGAACUUUUUUAGGUGCCAUACCCGAUGUAGUUGCCGAGCAAGCAAUUCCAAGAGGUCCUUAUUUACGGGCUGUACGUGACAAAAUUAACUCCAGCGCAAGCGUUUCGCCUUCAACUAAGGCUAUAAAUAAUUCGAUUGCUAGUCCCCAGCAUAUAUCUACAAUAAAAUCUAAUAAAUCUACAGCCUCAAACAGCUCUGGAAAAAUGAUAAAUAGACCAUUACCUGAAAAACCUGCUAUUGAUCCAGGUGAGGGAACGUCAUUUCGGCACGGAUGAGUAAAGGCGCAGGGCUUCCGUACGGCGUUAGCUCGCAAUAAAUGCGGAAAGCGCGAACGAGCAGCGGCAUCAGCACUUGUGGUCUCCGACGAUAUGGAUCUCGAAUUUGAUUUCUGUGUUACAGGAUAAAGCCCCACUCACGAAGGGGUUACGCGCGACGUUUUGUUAACGUUAUUUUGCUGUGAUAUUUAUUUAGUUUGUUUAAUAUUAUUUUGGUUGUUUUAAUACAUUUAAAAUGUGUCAUGCCAGGCACUGCUAUAAGUUUUUUCUUUGUAAAUAUGAAAGGAAAUAUUUAUUUUUAAGUAAUAAUCAAUUACAACUAGAUAUAUCGAUAUCUGCUUUAUCUGUAUGUGCUUUAAUUAACUGAUGUUAAGACGUAUCUAUUUAAUAUGCAUCAAAGCUGCUACUCGCACAAAUUACGUAGAUAUGGUAGGUACCUAAUUUUCAAGUUUAAGGCAUUUAGCUAAAUUGUCAACAUUUCCAACACUCAUACUCUUCGUACCAAAUUUAAGUUACCUAAAUAAUAUUAGUUACGAUUAAUGUAUCAUAAAUACUAUAUCAUUAGCGUCAGUUACGUAUUUUCAAAUACUAUCAUACUAUCGUCCCAGAUCGUCCCCAAAGGUUAGUGAGUGAUUAUAAAUAAUAUACAUAUAUGUUUUAGACAUAUUAUUUUAAUAAAAUAUUUUUCUAAAAAAGAUAUUUAAUAAUUUUACAACAGAGACCGAUUUAAUAACAAAAAAUUAUAUUGACAGCUAUUUACAAAACAAUUUUUGUAACAAAUCUCAGAAGUGACAACUUCAUUUAUUUAUACUGUGGUAUGAUUGUGAUGGUAUAUAAGAACGGCUUUAUCAAAACUAUUUAGCCAUACAGCAACCUUCGUAGCCUUCAUAAGCCUUCAUCGAUUCAUACAUACAUAAAAUAUAUUUUUAUCAUAGUUUUAAUAGAAAUGAUCAUGUAAGCGAGUCAAAUAUUCAUUAUAUCAGGACAUUAUACUAAAUAUAGUAAAAUAUACGUAAGCUUUUGAAAACAAUCUAUUUAUGCAUUCAACUUUUAGUAGAAGUAGGAGAUUUAAAAAUAAAGAUGAUACAAAAAUAUUUAAAAAAAAUAUUUCUGAUGAUAUUGUAUUAGUAUUAAUUGAAAAAUCAAAUAAAUUGUUACUAUAAUAUAUUUAAAUCAUAUUAUAUAUAUCACCUACAUUCAGUAUAGUAACCCAUUCGGGUUUAAAAAUAAAUGUUUUAUUCCAUUGAUGUUUAUGAAAUAAAUGUUGUACGAGC
Molecule: messenger RNA, 3877 nt
Organism: Maniola jurtina (meadow brown)
Lineage: Eukaryota; Metazoa; Arthropoda; Insecta; Lepidoptera; Nymphalidae
Exons: 5
Coding region: 99-2603 (834 amino acids)
Source: RefSeq, a predicted model, not a curated record